AUGAUUUUAGAUAUUUUAAAUACCUUAAAGGAAUCCCGAGGGAGUGAUUUUGUAACAGGUGGUCACAUUGUCACUCAUCAUCAAAGAGGAGAUAUAAUACUUUGCAACAACCAAGAUGGCUCUGCGGCUCCAGUUGGAAAUACAUUUGACAACAAACACUUUGGCCUAAUAAAAACUCCACCAGAUGAUAAAAUUUGGAUUGCAUUAAUAAUUGCUGGUAGAAAUGUACUAAUUCGUAACACUCAGAUACCAACUGGACCAUUUGAAUGCAAACUUAAGGAAUUAAGGGUCUUAGGCUAUCAUGCUGAGUUGGUAUUGUGGGACAAAUUUUUUGAAUGUAAAACCAAAGAGGCAAAGCUCGCAUAUUUGAAUCAUUUAAUUCAACAAGCAGUGGAAAGGGAAAGGAAA
Iphiclides podalirius (scarce swallowtail) is the source of this 408-nucleotide messenger RNA. Lineage: Eukaryota; Metazoa; Arthropoda; Insecta; Lepidoptera; Papilionidae. The record is from the annotation of a GenBank genome assembly.